CUCGGAAUAGUUGUGGAAUCGUAGUAGCAUGAUGUGCGUUUUGUUUUGUGCAGUUUCGUGUUGUCUGACCGACGAAAAGUGAGUGUGGUGUUUGUUAAUUAGCCCCGUUGUUGGUGAAUGAUUCGAUAGUCGUCAGUUGGUGAGUUGAUUUGCUAGAAAUUACAUGUAAAAUGACGUUGGGUUUUGUUUUGUUUGAUUUGUUGAUGCCCUAUGCGGAGGUUGGUAAACAUCAUAGUGUAUGAUAUGCCACCAAUCCAGUUCAGACAGGAGCAUCGAAAAGAAGGUUUCGACCUUCUCUAUUGCUGCAUGGAUGGGUCAGCAUCGUGUUGCACAGGUUGCUGCUGAGGCGGCGGUUGUGCUUGGUGUGGAUCCAUCAUGGGUUGUUGUUGUUGCUGUUGCUGCUGUUGAGCAGCAGCCUCUUGCUGGGCUUGUGCUUGUGCCUGUUCCUCUUCUUCUUUCUGCUGUUCCUUAAUUACAGAGGCAGCAUACGUAUCACUGACCUUGCAUUGAACACCCACAAAGUUGGUAAUGUUUCCAGCAGCGUCUCUAAGAGCGGCAAUGAAGAACUGAUUCCAAAAGGUCGAUCCAUCGACCCGGUAGUUCAACAGGCACACACUGAGGUCGGUCCCUUGUUCAAUAGCGUUUCGAAUGCGCUCUACUGCCUUGGGAUCCGUUUCGGGCCCUUGCAAGAACCGGCAAUUGCGGCCUAGGAUUUGAUCGAGCGAGUAUCCUGUUAGGUUUAAAAAACCCUGCGAGGCAUAGACAAUCGGAUUGUCCGGGAGAGAGGGAUCGGUGACCACAAAGUUCUGCUGCGCCGUCUGGAGCGCCUUAAUGAAGGAAAAGUCUGGAUCAUCCAAUACCUUGUUGGCGGCACCCUGAGACGAAGUGAUGAGUCGCAUGUCUCCAUUGGAACCGUCCAUCUUUUGUUCCAAAAGCUUCUCGGCCUGUUCGUCCCCAACAUGGUUGCGGAUGGAGUCCCGGAGCUUCUCAUUUUCCUCCUUGAGCAUGGCCACGCUUUGCUGCAGAGAUUCCAGCAAGAACUUCUUGCGGAUGCGACUUCGCUUCGCGUGCUCGCGAUUCCGUUCUCUGGGGAUGGCGUAAAUUUGUUUGUGAGGACGUUUUAGUAGCACACGUUACCGUUGCGGUUGUGGCAAUCAUUGGUAGACGGAAUAGAGCAUGAAGAAUAAAAUAUUAGAGAAGAAAGAUAAAAAAUACCAUGAAUAAAUAACUAUAAAUGCAAGCGUCAUAGGUCACGAAGGGACGUUUGAAUCACCCGAAGAGAAGGUCGCCCAAAAGCACUCAGGCGUUCCGUAUCGUUCGAAGAAUCUGAAUCGCAUUUGAAAGCAUUUGUAGCAUUAUCGAAAAACAACACGACACAACCAACUUACCGCCGUUCGUUCUUUUGUUGUUCGCUCAUUUUGCGUUCACUCGACCUAGAUGACUUCUUCUUAGUCAUGGAGGCGUAUUGGAGAUGAUGCCGUUGCUGUGGUGCCUCUUUGUAUGGAACCUGUGCAGUUGUUUUGGUCACACCGGGCACCAUGGCUCCCAUUGCCCUCGCGGGCUUGCUAGCAUCGUGGAGCUGGGUGGUGUAAAAGCCUCCCCCAUUCUGUACAGUAAUUGCCUGAGGCUGCUGGCUGUGCUGCUGCGAGUGAUGGUCUCCGGUUUGAUGUACAAUCUUGCUAGCUUGUGUUGUAACGUGCUGUUCACCCGAAGCGAGUGCGUCCUGCUCCUCGCUCAGAAAUACCGUGUCUCCAUCGGGGGUGAACAUGACGUCUCCAAAAAUAUCAUCCAGAUUUAAGGUAGAGGGUGUACCGCGCUGUGCCACGGCGGCCUGUGUAGUCGCAGAGAGGUUCGUCGUGAACAUCGGGGCUUGCUGCUGUUGCUGAUUGUUCAUCUUUGUUGAGAUUAUUAAUGGGUAUGUGCGGUUGCGCAGCGCAAUGGCUUCGGUCUAGGCCAAUAUGCGAUUCAGGAAACAGAGUCUGGAGAUAUGAACCGUAUCGAUAGACACCAAAUGCGUACUAUAAUAAAAGCUGAUACUACCU
Messenger RNA from Pseudo-nitzschia multistriata, 2042 nucleotides. The record is from the annotation of a GenBank genome assembly. NCBI's taxonomy places the organism in Eukaryota, Bacillariophyta, Bacillariophyceae, Bacillariales, Bacillariaceae.